GGAUGUAUCACAAUGUCUACAUAUCCCAUUUAGUCUGCAUAUGCAGAAAGAGAACAACUCAAAUAAGUUACAUCAUGCGGAAAAUAAUUCAUGCUCAAGGGGAGUAUCUGUGCAGCGUACAAAGCAUAUACUGGAAGUACAAUGUACAUAUGCAUGUGUGGACCCGCCCAGCCCCUUCUCCCUAGCAAAUACGUCAUUACGUCCGAGCAACCAAAUUCACCCUGCGCACCAAAAGAAAGCAAACCACCUGGGCAAAUCCUUGAAAAAAGGCAAAGGGGGCGCAGCAUCAUUCCAAAUCCAAAAUUCUCCGAUCCAUCAAUUACACUUUCACUUCACCGCCUCCGAUCAUCGAUCACCAACAACACUGGACGGGAUCGAACCCCAUGUUCCGCCGACUUAGUACCGCGCGGCAUUUGAAACACCCGUGUUCGGUACUGACACUGACCCCCAGACCCGUUACUGGAACUGCAGCUGGUCUUGGUAUUUCAAGAUCUGCAGCCAUGGCUACUUUUACGCUCCCGGGCUCUCAUACACGUGUCAAUAGCACGGCGGAUCUGUCAAAGGAUGAAUUACUGGCAUUUCCAGCGUUUAAGGUCUGGACCUCGACGCUUCAGCGCUCGUUAGCGAGACAAUCGAGCCCCGAACAUGAGUUUCACGGGGAUCCAUAUGUCCUUCGCACGAUUGAUAUCCAGGCUGUUGAUCGGUUUGGGGGCAGUAGACUGGGAUUCGUCAAGUUGAAAGCUGAUGUGUCUAACGGCCGGGGUGAGAGUUUGCCUGGGAGCGUGUUUUUACGAGGUGGGAGUGUGGGAAUGUUGCUCAUCAUACAACCAGAUGAUAUCCCCGCUUCACAAGAAAAGGGGAAAUGGGCUGUCCUCACCAUCCAACCCCGUAUCCCGGCAGGCUCUUUGGCCUUUGCUGAAAUCCCAGCUGGAAUGCUAGAUGAUCACGGGACUUUUGCUGGUGGUGCUGCGCAAGAGAUCCAAGAAGAGACAGGGUUGCUUGUGCAAGAAAGUGACCUGAUUGAUAUGACCGCACUGGCAUUGCAGUCCAUGCCUCAACGAUCUGAUAAUGAUGAAGACCUUCAAAAAGCGGUUUAUCCUUCUGCCGGUGGCAGUGAUGAGUUUAUUCCACUAUUCUUGUGUCAGAAGCGUAUGCCCCAGAAGGAUAUUGAGGAGCUGCAAGGGAAAUUGACCGGAGAGCGUGAUCAUGGAGAGAAGAUUACGUUGAAGGUUGUUCCGCUGGAGAACUUAUGGAAGGAAGGAUUGAGAGAUGGGAAGACUUUGGCUGCUUGGGCUCUUUAUCAGGGUCUAUUGCAGGAAGGGAAGAUUUGA
This is a messenger RNA of Penicillium pulvis, 1331 nucleotides long. Its product is annotated as putative NUDIX family hydrolase. Gene Ontology annotation, biological process: ribose phosphate metabolic process; nucleoside phosphate metabolic process. Gene Ontology annotation, molecular function: ADP-ribose pyrophosphatase activity; ADP-glucose pyrophosphatase activity. The record is from RefSeq and is a predicted model, not a curated record. NCBI's taxonomy places the organism in Eukaryota, Fungi, Ascomycota, Eurotiomycetes, Eurotiales, Aspergillaceae. Bases 384 to 1331 code for a protein of 315 amino acids. The transcript has 2 exons.